AUGUGUGCAUCUUGGUUGGGACAGAAGAUGAAGCCCCAAAUAGACCAUCGUUCGGGAAUAAGGAGAUGCUUGUGGUUCAGAGGGGCAGCCUCGUUGAAGAAGCCUUUUGUAAUCUCAAGCUAUCAUCGUAGCUGGGCAAGUCCAACAGCAAACCCAGAUAUCCAAGAAAAGGCCAAGUUGGCAAAGAAAGAAGAGGGCCGAAGCACGGCCAAAGAAACGGCACCCCCUGAAAUGCAUAAGUUAAUACUUUUUCUUGAAGUAUGUUCAGUUUAUGCCUUAGGCAAAAAGCUACCAAACCCAGAUAAGGACUGCGGGAAAAUCAUCGGUUGUUAUGCGGGAGACGCGUGGGAAAAUGUCGAUUCGUAUGCGCUUUGUUCUCACGUUUUUUACACUUCCGUUCAGCUUGAAGAAGAUGCGUCUGUUACAGUUUGGGAUCCAUAUAAAGAUACAGAGGGAAGAGGAUUUAUACAGUGCAACGGUCUUCGAAAAAAGAUUUCACAUUUGAAAACCUUACUUCAUAUGCACGAUUCAUACGACAUAUAUAAGAACACUAGUCACACUAAAGUUUUGACCGACCCGAAACUGCGAACAAAGCUUGUGAAUAAUAUAAUAAAAUUUGUGAAACAAUACGGAUUCAAUGGCAUAGAUCUCGAUUUGUCAAGUCCUCCCCAAGGUCAUGCUUCUGAAAAGGAAAAUUUAGUUUCGCUGUUGAAGGCACUCAAAGAAAAAUUCGAUAAAGAAAAAUUGAUUUUAACUGUAUUAGUUGAUCCUAUCGAAGAAACAGCUAAAAUAUUAUAUGAUAUUAAAGAAAUAUCCGCACUCGUGAGCUUUAUUAAUUUAAAGACUUACGAUUUUCACGGAUCCGCUGAUGACAAAAAGGUUGGUCAUUCUGCUCCACUCUAUCAUUCAUCAAAGGAAAAUGCGGAGGAACGCAAGAUAAACAUUGAUUCUAUUGUGAAAUACUGGAUUUCCGCAGGUGCUCCACCAAACAAGUUAUUACUAGGAACCGCCUUCCACGCAAUGAUUUCUACUUUGGUUAACCCAAAACAAAUUGAGCAAGGUCAGGAAUCUUAUGGGUUUAUUUGUAAAGAAGGAAAAGAUCCUAAAUGGAAGCAUCGCUACGACAAAGAACAGAAAGUGCCAUAUCUAUACAGUAAAAAUCAAAUUGUGACCUAUGAAGAUAAGCAGUCCAUUAAGGAGAAGGCUGAAUAUGCUCACAACAUGAAUCUUGGUGGUGUCAUGGUACAUAAUUUGGGGGAUGAUGAUUUCGAUGGAAAUUGCGGAGAAAAGAUGCCACUUCUAAAGAUUUUACACCAAAUCUUUAGAAACAAGUGUUAA
Molecule: messenger RNA, 1338 nt
Organism: Belonocnema kinseyi
Lineage: Eukaryota; Metazoa; Arthropoda; Insecta; Hymenoptera; Cynipidae
Product: probable chitinase 10
Exons: 6
Coding region: 1-1338 (445 amino acids)
Biological process (GO): chitin catabolic process; carbohydrate metabolic process
Cellular component (GO): extracellular region
Molecular function (GO): chitinase activity; chitin binding
Source: RefSeq, a predicted model, not a curated record